GUGAUGACGUCAUCUACUACCGUGGGACCUACAUCUACGCAGCCUGUGUCGGGGUCUAGUGGUUCCUCUUCGGCGGCGUCGACGGUGUUGCUCUCCGAACAGAACAACAGCGGGGAGAUUAGGGAGUUGGCAGAGCAGUUCCUUGCGAAGAUCAAGAGGCUUGCACCUUUGCAAGCGGUCACGGACAACGCCGUGGUGGACUUGGAGCUCUUGCUACGCUCCCAAGGCCUUGGGGAGAGCCACGGCAUGGCUUUGCUGGACAGCGGGGCCUCACAUGCCUAUAGGGCCCCCAAAACGCUCGAGGAGGCAAAGGAGGCGAAGCAGGUCAAGGUGCAGCUCGCGGAUGGACGCCAUGUAUUCCUUCGGCAAACCAAAGGGGGCACAUUGCUGGCGGAGGACGACAGCGGUGGGACAAUCCUCCCUUUGGGAAGCCUGGUGAGUUCCUUGGGAUGCAAGCUGGAUUGGAGCAAACGAAAGGGCCUUCGCAUAACGCACCCCGAGCACGGCUUGUUACCAACAAAGCUGGUUGGCAACACCCCGGUCCUCCGUGAAGCCGAAGCGCUCCAGUUGAUUGCGGACCUGGAGCAGCUAGAGCUCGACAAGCUGGAGAAGAACAACACGGAUGGAGUCCUCAAGAUGAUGUCGGCCGAGGAGACUCAACUCACGUGGCUGGAUCACCUGGAGGAGUUUAUACAAAAGGGUGAACGUGCCUGCUUGAGGAGGAUGCUCUUGGAUGAAGAGUCCCCGUUGGAUGCGGUGGCCGAGGCGGAGGUUGCUGGCAUGAUUGGUGUCGACGAUCGCAUCCUCUUGUCCGACGAGGCGGCACUACCUGAAGGCGCUCCCCAUCAACAGGGCUAUGAGGAUGUGACGGUGAUCCGAAUGGAUGUGCGAGACUCCAAGGCCUAUGACCUCAAGACGUAUGGACCAGCUGCGAGACUGCUCCUGUGGGCAGCAGCCAGGGGCCAGAUCGAGGGCAUCAUUGGGGCGCCCCCCAGAGGUGCCGAGCACGGCCCGGCGCUGCUCAAGAGAAUGUUGUUGGUUUGGCUGGUGGCGAACUCCGGUGCGGUCCUCAACUCCCUGUGCGCACCCUUUUUCUGUAUGGAGGCCCCCACUUGGCAUCCUUUGUGGACGAGUUCGGCAUGGAUCAAGUUCAAGGACGAGAUGCGGUUCCUCAAGUACCACUCAGUGGGAACACCAGGCAACAUGUACUUUAUGGCGUCCUCAUUGGGUUUGUCGGAUGGGAUGGACAUUGAGGAAGCAGCUAUCAUGAGCUUGAACUAUGAAACCCCAGCUUCCUCUUGGCCGGUGCCUUUGAAACUUGGUAUAGCCCAGGCCAUACUCAACUGGCGCCGCAGCGACCUACGAAGGCAUGAGGCAACAUUGUGCAAGAUCGUGGGCUCCCGGGAACUCAAUGCGAAGGACCUGGCCUAUUGGGAAACCCAUGUACGCAACAACCACGUCCCCUACGAUCGCCGUUGUCAGACUUGUGUCCGGGGAAGUGCAACAGGAAGGGCGCAUCGGAGAUGCUUAACCCCGAGUGCAUACACGUUAUCCUUGGAUAUUUGCGGCCCUAUGAGGACUCGAGGGGAAACUCAAGAAGGCAAGAAGUUCCGCUACCUGUUGGUUGGGGCUUAUUCACAUCCAAAGCUGGAUUUGCCAAGGGACCACAAGUUGCCUGCGGUUGAAGAAGAGGAUGACAUCGAGCCUGAGUUGGAUCCCUUCGAGGAGGAGGACAAGACCGACGACCCACUUGAGGAGGAGGAUGAAGAGCAGAAGGCCCUCAACGAGAGGUUCAAGCGGAUCUACAAGGACAUCGGUGACGACAUUGAGUGCCAGACGCUUAACUUUGUGGUCCCGAUGACGUCCCGCACAUCCAAGGAGGUGCGGGCGAAGAUCCAGCACAUCUAUCUUCAACUCCGUCAGCAUGGGCUACCUCUUGUGCGAAUACACUCCGACCGCGGCUUGGAGCUCAAGGCCAAGGAGACCCGAAGCUGGAUGGCAGACAGGGAUAUCUUGGCGACCACUGGGGAGAGCCAGCAGCCGCAGCAAAACGGACGAGCUGAGGCUUUGGUCCGGGAGAUCAAGCGCCGCGUGAAGGUCCUACUCAGGGCCUCGGGCCUCCCAGCGACGUGUUGGCCGGUGGCAGCUGAGUUUGCAGCAAGGCGACAAAGGGAUUUGGCCCUAGGGAACUACGAGGACAAGGACCUUGCCUUUGGAGCCCCGACGCACGUGAAGUACAAGCGCUUCGGUGAAGGAGGACGAUAUGACCUACUGGAGCGAUGGAAGGAGGGCCUAUUUGUGGGCUACUCCAAUGAUGUGAAGGGUGGCCGUGUGGUGCGUCAUGAAGAUGGUUCCUACACGACUUCAGUCCACAUCAGACCUUAUUUGGUGGAUUCGGACGAUCUGGUGCAGCUUGGACCUCAUGAGGUUGAACUUCCACUACCAGAACGGAGAACUCGGGGAAAAACCACUUUGGCUAAGGCCAUCGUGGACGCCAACAACGACAUCGACAACCUCGCGAAAUCGUUCCUCAACAACAACCAGUUCCAGCCCGAGCAUGUUGUUGAGUUGUGGGAACUCCUCAAGGCCAAGGCCAGACCAACCUCAAGAACCACCCAGGGAGAAGGACUUCAAUGGUUGAUUGGCCAGUACACCUACGGGAGCCAAUGUGGGAUUGUAAAAGACACGUACCUCCACCCCGCGGUGACUGUCUACCUGGUACGAGCCUUCAAGGAGAUGACCGGGAGGGACGACUUCACGGCCUUGCUUCUCACCGAGAAUGUGGGUAUGAAGUGCCACCGCGACGUUCACAACAAUGGUGCCCGAAGUAACUGGCUACUUCCUCUACAACAAUGCGAAGAAGGCGGAGGUGUGUGGAUGGAGUCUUCACCCGAGUCCUACAGCUACGACGAUGAGUGGCGGGAGUUGCCAAAGGGAGGAUGGAGAAGAGGUCGUGUUCAUGAGCUACAACCUGGCGUUCCUUUGGAAAUCAACCCCAGGCGCUACCAUGCCACAGAGCCCUGGACGGGGGCGAGACUUGUGAUCACCGCCUACACCCCAAGAACUACAAGCAUGAAACAUGACACCUAUGAGACCCUCUGUGAGUUCGGUUUCAACCCACCUCCUCUACUACCUCGUGUACCUGAUCAACUACAACAAACAGUGUUGAAGAUGUUGACUAUGACCAAGGCCAAGGAUGAACCCGAGGCGGUGAUGUUUUUGGUCAACGAGGUUGAGGAGGAGAAGCGCGAAAAGGCAAGGGAUGUCAGUCGGGAACUACGGCAACUACAAGAUGACGUGUUGAAUCGCCUCAAGGAGAGGCGUGAGUGGCUGCGCGAGUUCCUAGCUGAGGAGGAGAUCCUUGCUGAGGAGCUGAAUAUUGUGGGCGAGGCCAUCAAUGAGGAGAUUGAGGGUGUCAACGGUGCAGUUCGUGACCUUAUCAAGGACGUGGAGGAGCAGAUUCAGAAGACCGAGGAUAAGUGUCACAAAUUGUACCUGAGGGUGGCCAAUGUCAAUGAUGACAAGGAGAUUGGGGACAUUGAGGAGUAUUUGUCCAAUCUCAAGAAGGACCUGGAUGUCACGCUGGAUGUUCCCCUCGACCAAGUCAAGCGCAACCUGGACAAAUGGGUCGAUCCCUUGAAGAAGGAGCUCUCGAACCUCGAGGAGAAAACGGACGCGAUUGAGCGCCGACCCAUCGCGGAGGCCAGGGCAAUGGAGCGUGAGGGCAAGCUUAUCCUGAUCCCAGGGAAGGUUGUGUGCACAGUCAAACCGCCACCCCCGCCAGAGGCAAAUGUUUCCAAGGAUCAGCAGCCACGUUGGAAGCGCAAGGCCAGGGUAGUGAUCUGUGGCAACCAUGCAGGGCAAUGGCACGACCCUAACGACCUCUUCGCGGCCGGAGCAAGCGCUGAGGGACUACGGUUGGCUCUCGCACUCGCGGUGGCUAUGUCCUGGAGCGUGGCAUCUACGGACGUGUCUGCGGCCUUCCUGCAGGCGCUAUGGCCAGCGAACAGGCCCACCUACGGCGUGCUGCCGCCAAGGGUUCUCCUGCAAGCGGGUUUGGUGGAACCGGAGGUGGUAUUUAUCGUGAAGAGGGCGCUCUACGGAUUGCGGGAAAGUCCCGCACUGUGGGCAGCCCACAGGACAGAGGUCCUCAAGGAGUUGGUGGUGGACAACGGAGACGGGCGAAUCUUCCUGAAGCAGAUGAUGACGGACAGUGAGUUGUGGAUGAUUCUGGAGGAGCCUAAGAAUGGCGGCCAACCGAAUCUGAAGGGCAUCCUUGUGACGUAUGUGGAUGACAUCCUCUACCUGGCUGAUACCCCGGUAAUCGAACUUUUGCAUGAGAGCAUUGGGGCUAUCUGGCCCUGCUCACCGCUGGAGUAUGCGACGGACGGCCUGAGGUAUUUGGGGAUGGAACUCAAGCAAGAGGAAGGGUUCUUCACCCUUUCUCAAGAAGCCUACAUUACCAAUCUGGUGCGCCUACAUGGUUUGGAUGUUGAUGUCAGUGCGGGACUUCCUUGCCCCAAGGAGUGGAUUCAGGAGGAUGAUGCGGAGGCAGAGGAGGAGAACUACAGUUCUUCAGAGCUGAUGAUGGCUCAGAAGGUUACUGGAGAAUGCCUCUGGUUGGCUUAUCGUACACGCCCCGACAUCCUUUACGCUACGAACUAUAUGGCUGCAAUGACUACCAAACGACCUGUCAAAGUGUACCAGAUUGGUCUUAAGGUGAUGUCCUACCUGAACGCCACUGCGGGCUUGAAGUUGAAGGUCGAAGCUUCAGCAGAGACCGAAGCAACAACAGCCACAACAGCUUCAACAGAGAUCGGAGCCACAACAGCCACAACAGCUUCAGCAGAGAUCGGAGCCACAACAGCUACAACAGGGGUCCAGGCUUCUAGGCACUAUGCGGGAUUCAAGGUAGGCCGCGAGCAAUUUACUCAAUGGUUCCACUGGGAGCUGGCGGACGAGACAUUUAAGGAUUCGGGGAUUCGGCAUGCCUAUGUGAUGGACCGCGUCAAGAAUGGAGAGCUCUACGUCCAGCAUUUGGCUGGAGAGGACCAACCUGCUGAUCUACCGACAAAGCUGCAUUCCAAGGCACGGCUACUGCACCUACUUGGGACCUGGGGGAUGAUAGGAAAGGCGCUGGGUGGAUGGGCCUAUCCGAGGCUCUUCGGGUCGAAGCGCGAAAGGAAGAUUCGCAAGCUGAAGGAGCUCGCGAGGAUCGCAGCCGAGGCGGAGAUCGAGAAGUGGAUGGAUGAAGAUGAUGUUCCUUCAAGCGAGCGGGUGAUUCAAGCCGCGCGACAGAGGGCUCUGACCACGGAGCCCGACUACCACGACGAGGCCUAUGGCCCCAAUGAAUGGCAAUUUGAUCGCGAGCGGGUCGUUCAAGAUGCUUUGGGGCUGUUGACAGUCCAGCACUUACGUGAUGGCUUGGCCUCGGAGGGCCUCCCUGUGAGCGGUGUAAAGAGUGACCUCACGAGGAGGUUGGGCGGCCAACUAGGCGAUGAACCCCCGCCGGCUCAUUUGCCGACGACUCGCCAGCUUCGCUACGUCCUGUGGACCUGGAGGCAUUUUCAGCUGGCGGGCCGGACGCAGAUCCUAUGGGUCAACCUGGCGACGAGAACAGCAGUGUCCGAGUGGCUG
Symbiodinium necroappetens is the source of this 5637-nucleotide messenger RNA. Lineage: Eukaryota; Dinophyceae; Suessiales; Symbiodiniaceae. The record is from the annotation of a GenBank genome assembly.